Exophiala viscosa is the source of this 822-nucleotide messenger RNA. RefSeq lists its product as uncharacterized. Gene Ontology annotation, cellular component: mitochondrion. NCBI's taxonomy places the organism in Eukaryota, Fungi, Ascomycota, Eurotiomycetes, Chaetothyriales, Herpotrichiellaceae. Bases 1 to 822 code for a protein of 273 amino acids. The record is from RefSeq and is a predicted model, not a curated record. The transcript has 2 exons. Gene Ontology annotation, molecular function: oxidoreductase activity.
AUGGCCACGGUUAAAGACUCAGUCCCACACAUUAUUCGGACAGCGGAGGAUCCUCGAGAGAAGGGCGUCUGGACAGCACGCCUGAGUCAAUAUGUAGACCUCUACAUCCCCAACAUCGACGUGGUCGGCGGCUUCACUAUAACUUCACCGCCACAGUCAGCGGGCCACAACCAAAAUGACCCGCACAUUGAACUGGCCAUCCAGUCUUCGCCUGGGAACCCACCAGCGGCAUACCUUUGGCGACCAGUGCCAGAAAUACUCGAUUCGACCGUCACGUUCCGGAUAGGUGGAAAUUUCGCCUAUCCACCACUAACACUGGGUCGAGAACAAUGUGAGAACAUCGAAAGAGCAGUCUUCAUCGCUGGCGGAGUAGGGAUCAACCCAAUCAUGAGCAUGAUCUCCGCAAUGAAUGAGCUGGGAACAAAAAGCAAGCUCGGUGGUAUGGUGAAAACAGUAAGAGUGUUGUAUUCCGCCAGAAGAGAACGGAACGAACAGGGGAAGGGAGAGGAAAUUCUCUUCGAAAAGAGGUUGAAGGAUAUUGCUGAGAAAUGGGGGGACGAUAAAGAUGUGGAUUAUAGAUAUACAUUGUUUGAGACUGGUGGGAGACAAGCUCAAGAGGAGAAAGCUGCUGAUAACAUGACGACCCGAUUUCGACGCAUGAACCACGAUGACCUUCUUGAAGCUGUCGGACCGGAGAACACCCGUGGCCACACGGUUGUCUAUGUCUGUGGACUUCCUACGAUGACCGACGAAUUCGUCGAAUUGUUGAGAAAGACACCCGGGCUGAAUGAGAAGAGGGUGCUUUGCGAGAAGUGGUGGUAA